Molecule: messenger RNA, 1964 nt
Organism: Salarias fasciatus (jewelled blenny)
Lineage: Eukaryota; Metazoa; Chordata; Actinopteri; Blenniiformes; Blenniidae
Gene: atp6v1b2a
Product: ATPase, H+ transporting, lysosomal, V1 subunit B, member a
Exons: 14
Coding region: 98-1609 (503 amino acids)
Biological process (GO): ATP metabolic process; vacuolar acidification; proton transmembrane transport
Cellular component (GO): proton-transporting V-type ATPase, V1 domain
Molecular function (GO): proton-transporting ATPase activity, rotational mechanism; ATP binding
Source: RefSeq, a predicted model, not a curated record
ACCCCCUGCAGUCACGUGACCCGCUCCGCUGUCAUCCUGCUGCCGCGGCUAGCUGAGCUCCGACCCGCUUCAGAAACCUGCUCCUCUCUGCUCCACGAUGGCGACGCUGGUGGCCAACAGGGCGAUGGACGUGAACGGGCUGGCCGGCGCGGCGCGGACCCACACCCAGGCCGUGACCAGGAAUUACAUCUCCCAGCCCAGGCUGACUUACUCCACCGUGUCGGGGGUGAACGGACCGCUGGUGAUCCUGGAUAACGUGAAGUUUCCCAGAUACGCCGAGAUCGUCCACCUGACGCUGCCGGACGGCACCAAGAGGAGCGGCCAGGUCCUGGAGGUGAUCGGAACCAAGGCCGUGGUUCAGGUGUUCGAAGGAACGUCCGGCAUCGACGCCAAGAAGACGGCCUGCGAGUUCACCGGCGACAUCCUGCGCACGCCGGUGUCGGAGGACAUGCUGGGACGGGUUUUUAACGGCUCGGGGAAGCCCAUCGACCGCGGGCCCAGCGUGCUGGCCGAGGACUACCUGGACAUCAUGGGUCAGCCCAUCAACCCCCAGUGCCGCAUCUACCCCGAGGAGAUGAUCCAGACCGGCAUCUCGGCCAUCGACGGCAUGAACAGCAUCGCCAGAGGCCAGAAGAUCCCCAUCUUCUCUGCUGCUGGGCUGCCGCACAACGAGAUUGCUGCUCAGAUCUGUCGCCAGGCCGGCCUGGUGCAGAAAUCCAAGGAUGUGAUGGACUACAGCGCCGACAACUUCGCCAUUGUGUUCGCAGCCAUGGGGGUCAACAUGGAAACCGCCCGUUUCUUCAAGUCUGACUUCGAGGAGAACGGCUCCAUGGACAACGUCUGCCUCUUCCUCAAUCUGGCCAACGACCCCACCAUCGAGCGUAUCAUCACGCCCCGCCUGGCGCUCACCACAGCGGAGUACCUGGCCUACCAGUGUGAGAAGCACGUCCUGGUCAUCCUCACCGACAUGAGCUCCUACGCCGAGGCCCUGAGAGAGGUGUCGGCAGCUCGGGAGGAGGUCCCCGGCCGCCGCGGCUUCCCCGGCUACAUGUACACCGACCUGGCCACCAUCUACGAGCGCGCCGGCCGGGUGGAGGGCCGCAACGGCUCCAUCACCCAGAUCCCCAUCCUCACCAUGCCCAACGACGACAUCACUCAUCCCAUCCCUGAUCUGACCGGCUACAUCACGGAGGGCCAGGUCUACGUGGACCGGCAGCUGCACAACAGACAGAUCUACCCCCCCAUCAACGUGCUGCCCUCCCUGUCCCGUCUCAUGAAGUCCGCCAUCGGCGAGGGCAUGACCCGGAAGGACCACGCCGACGUGUCCAACCAGCUGUACGCCUGCUACGCCAUCGGGAAGGACGUCCAGGCCAUGAAGGCGGUGGUGGGGGAGGAGGCGCUCACCUCCGACGACCUGCUCUACCUGGAGUUCCUGCAGAAGUUUGAGAAGAACUUCAUCGCUCAGGGUCCCUACGACAACCGGACCGUGUACGAGACUCUGGACAUCGGCUGGCAGCUGCUGCGAAUCUUCCCCAAAGAGAUGCUGAAGAGGAUUCCUCAGAGCACGCUGGCCGAGUUCUACCCCCGAGAGUCUGCCGCCCGCCACUGAGCGUGUCGCCCCCUCCCCCUCAUAUUACCCCCCGGUCCAUCUCAUUACCCCCCUCCCUGUCAUGUUACCCCCUCAGUAGAUGUUGUGUAUCUCUCGGUGUGUGUGUGAACCUGUGGUGAUUACAGAGUGAGCAUAUCGUUGUUGAAUAUUAGAGCAGUCCUUAUUUAUUGGGGCGUUCAUGCUGGAUCUGUUUGUUUGUCCCCCCCCCCAGUGAUGUUUACAUUAUUUACAUUUCUGAUUUGUGUUGAAACACGACGAUCUAAAAGGAAGAGAAACAUUCCCAGCAUUCCGAAGAAGCCGAUUCCCUGGAUGUUUUUGUGUUUGUGUCCAUGAAUAAAUUAAAUUAUGAGACGAA